AUGGAAGAAGUCCUUGUUGUUGAUUUAGGAAGUCAAUCAAUCAGGUUUGGUUUAAAUACAGAAGGUAUAGCAAAAGUAAUAUACAUCCACUACUCUGGCAUAGAAGUGUUGAAUGUCUUUGGUCAAGAAAAGGUCAUCACACACAAAUUUAAUCCAAUUGAACGUGGGAAGGUCAUCGACUGGCAACGACUUCAAGACCUUUUUGAAGAAGCCAUUGAAAAGAUAGAGGAAGUGACCAGAUUUACAAAGAAUGAAAGGUCAUCUAUCAUAGUGACGCACUCCAUGUGCAAACAAACGUCAUUUCCGUUUCACAUGGAACAACUUUUAUUUGAGUACUUUAACUUUGGGAAGGUUGUGUUGUGUAACCGACCUCUGAUGUGUUUAAUUAGCUCUUCCAAAACGUCUGGGUGUGUCAUAGAGAGUGGUGCUGAAGUGACUCAGAUCUGUUGUUAUCAUCAAUGCAAAGUACUUGAAGGCACAGCAAUGUUUUUAGAUAUCGGUGGUGUCGACGUGACAGCAAAUUUUAACAAACGAUUUAAAACUGAUUUAAUUGACUUAGAUGUUGUCAAAAAGGCGUAUUUACUUGAAGUGGUCAUUGAUACAAAUGCACGUGGUAUAGUACUUGACACAAAGAAUUACACUCUCCCGGACAAUACCAUACUAACCAUUGGCCCAAAUAGAGUCUUAUGUGGCGAAGUAUUAUUUGAAGGGGAUUCUUCCAUAACCAAAUGGCUUGAGCGUUCCAUCGACAAUUCAAUUUUACACGACUUUAAAAGUAACGAAAUACAUUUAUAUGGUGGGACCACCCAACUUACUGGCUUCUUUGAGAAAGUGCGACAUUACGUGAGUAAGUGUUCAACUGACAAAGAGUGGGAAGUGAUUCCUCAUGACUCCGAGAUGCCUUCUUUCGACGGGGCUUGUAUGUUUUCUGCGCUUUCCUUGUUCCAGUCGCAUUCUGUGUUAUCGAAGAGUUAUGAAGAGUGUGGGACGUUUCUCUUUGAGAUCUGA
Entamoeba invadens IP1 is the source of this 1008-nucleotide messenger RNA. RefSeq names its product actin, spherule isoform, putative. The record is from RefSeq and is a predicted model, not a curated record. The transcript has a single exon. The coding region runs from base 1 to 1008 and encodes 335 amino acids. Lineage: Eukaryota; Evosea; Mastigamoebida; Endamoebidae.